This is a messenger RNA of Boleophthalmus pectinirostris (great blue-spotted mudskipper), 876 nucleotides long. It is a transcript of the gene bloc1s1, whose product is annotated as biogenesis of lysosomal organelles complex-1, subunit 1. Gene Ontology annotation, cellular component: BLOC-1 complex. NCBI's taxonomy places the organism in Eukaryota, Metazoa, Chordata, Actinopteri, Gobiiformes, Gobiidae. The transcript has 4 exons. Gene Ontology annotation, biological process: endosomal transport. The record is from RefSeq and is a predicted model, not a curated record. Bases 152 to 535 code for a protein of 127 amino acids.
CCCGGCACACGCCCAUAGAUGACGCUAAGAUCGCGUGACUCUGUCCAUGGUCCCGAGCUUUUUUGGGCUGAAUAUCUGAAAGAUCUUUGUUUUUCCAAGUGAAAUGAUCAUCAGUCCCGUUUAAAGGUAACUGUAACUCACUUUUUAUCAAAUGAAGAUGCUGUCUCGUUUACUGAAGGAGCACCAGGCGAAGCAAAACGAGCGGAAAGAGCUGCAAGAAAAACGCAGACGUGAAGCCAUAGCUGCAGCCACGUGCCUGACAGAAGCCCUUGUGGACCAUCUGAAUGUUGGAGUGGCCCAGGCAUAUGUGAAUCAACGCAAGUUGGACCAUGAAGUUAAGACACUGCAAGUCCAAGCAAGCCAGUUUUCCAAGCAGACCGCCCAAUGGAUCAGUAUGGUGGAGGGCUUUAACCAGGCCCUAAAGGAAAUUGGUGAUGUAGAGAACUGGGCUCGCAGUAUUGAACUGGACAUGAGAACCAUCGCUACGGCCUUGGAGUAUGUGCACAAAGGUCAGCUCCAAACAGCAUCCACGUAGUGCCGGAAAUAAUAGACAUUUCACUACCAAAUCUACCAAGAUAAUAUGAAGACAGUUGCUUCAUUAGAUCUGGAUAAUGGUACCAUCGCUUGUCCUGAAAUUUGGAAGAAUUUGGGCUGAACUGGAGGACUGCAUAUGAUAUGGCUAAUGUGUCUGUCAAGGCCAAAUAUUUAAAGUAAUAAAUUAUAAUGCCAUGGUUUGUGCGUUAAAAUAAAACGCACAAGUUAAAUUAUGAUGAUAUCAGUCUAAUGCUAAUGUUAUUUGUACAGCGCAAUUUUUGUUUGUUUGUUUUUUUAUCAUGCUUGAACCGUUAAAAUAAAUGUUAUACAUAUUGUCCCUCA